CAACAUCAGAAAAGGAGAGACACGCACACGUUGCACCACUCAAUAGUCAUUUUAAAUGUGUAUACAUGCAGAGAAAGUAAGUAAAACUAGUGUUUAAAAUCGGUUUAAUUUGAAUUAUUUUUUACGAUUUUGAUAAAUGGUGUCUAGUAGUGUUUGCUUAGGUACUAAUCCACUACUGCUUAACAGUUUCUUGAAUAUCGUGUAAAACACAGAACAAUCCGUAACUCUAAAGAAACAUGCGUGGCCUGACUGUGCAAAUACCAGUUGCAAUCUUUAAAAUCAGAAGAAAAAAAAACUCAAAACGUGAUACCAUUUCUUUUCAUCAAAGCAAUUUUUUUUGAUCAAAAUCAAAGCAAUUAACAUCUAGUUCUGGAGGUAAUACUAGAAAGACAAGAUCCUACUAAAUCAAGAAGAGAUGAGAGCAAAACCUAACUCGGCUGCAAAGAAAGCAGUUAAUACCUAAGCUAACUGUCAAAACGAUUCCUAACAGAUCCUAUUUUCCUAAUUUGGCGCAUUUAUUAUUAUUCUGAUCCCUUGUAUCACGUGAUCUUCUAUACCGAUGAUUUCGUGCUUUAUUCUAACUUCCAAAUUAAGAUAAUGAUGUUUUAUAGAAAUUUUUCAUUGCAUGUAAGAUAUAAAAAGAUACUAAUACUUUUCUGUAAUAAAACAAACAAAAGAGUAUUAAGGUAACUAAAAAGUUGAAUUAAUGAAACAAAAUCAACCUAAUCGAGAGUGACAUGCACGCGCCACCAGGCUAGUAUAUUUACUAGUCUGUUUUCUCGAAAAACAAACUCCAAAUCAAACACUCUCUCUGUACUUUAGAUCUGGCACGGCGAUACUGUUUUCUUGAACGCCGGUGAUGGCUUCCACUUGCGUCCACAAUGUGACUGUCUCUGCUUACGGAUGUUUCAACGCUCGGAGCUCUGGAUCCGCCGUGUCGUUGGAGAUGAAGAAGCUGAUUCCUCCGGAGGAAGAGUUCGAGUUCAGAACUGAGGUUCCUGUCGGAAUGCUUCCCGCCGACAAGCUUUUCUCUAACGGUAAACUCGUGACGACGGCGGUGGUGGAAGUUGAGACGGGGGUUUCCGGCGAGGAGGGUAGCUUGGUUUCUUCUCCCAAGGCGCCACGCUGUUCGAGUAAAUGGAGAGAGCUGUUAGGGCUGAAACGGUUCUCUCAAAACAGCAAGGCUGCGGCGUCGUUUAAGCAGUUUUUAAACAGGAGCUCCAAAACGUCGUCGUCUUCUUCUGAUGCUUCUUCGUUAAUCAGUCUUCCUCUCCUCUCCGACAUCGAAUCUCUCUCCGUCUCCUCUUCUUCACGUAUGUCCCUCUCUUCUUCUUCCUCCUCCUCGGACACCCCGAGGAGGCUAUCGCUCGACGCAGAGAGACUCAACCACCUCGCUCACCAAAACAUCACGGCCAACCCGUUCGCUCCCGCUCGGCCGAGGAUGAGGUUAGUGAAGCAGCCUCGUGAUAGAGAAGAAACAUGUAGCGACAGUCCGAGGCUAAACUCGUCGGGGAAGAUCGUGUUUCAGAGCCUUGAACGAAGCUCAAGCAGCCCGCGCGGAGGAGGGUAUAGAAACAGAGGAGUGGAGAGAUCGUACAGUGUAAACCUGAGCGUGGCUCCUGUUCUUAACGUUCCCGUUUGUUCAGUCAGAGGUGGUUCUGUAAUAUUUAGCCACUUCUUCUCUUCAGCUUCGUCUCAACACAAUAAAACAGGGAAUGGCUCUAACCACAGAGCGUUGUUGACUCAUCAUCAGCACGGUGGUAUUAGUAGAGGCCGUAACUCAACAGAUCGAGUAGCUAGCUAGCUAGCUAGUAGUAUUAGUCCAUCUACUUUUAGUACUGUGUAGUUUGCUUAUUGGGGUUUGAGAGUUAAGAGAGAGUCAAGUUGACGCGUUAAGCUAAAGGAAUAAAUGCGCGUGGGAUAUAAGGAAACAGAUGCUCAGUAACUGCUGUAUCUUACGCUCUUCUCACGCUGAAGCUUACUUUUUUUUUUUUUGGCUCAACUUCAUAUUUUGACCACAGGAGACUUUAACCACUAAUGCAUUGAGUUGGUCUAGUACCACCCUAACUCACUUGAUUGGAACUAACGUUACCUAACCUAGAUUCAAUGCAUUUUGGACCACAGUGAGAAUGAAACCAAUCCACGACUCGGACUGAUCCAUCUCUUUAACCACACCUAAACUGACCUCAUGGUAACCCAAAGAUAAUAUCUACACCCGAGUACAAUUGAAACAAACUAAGGGAACCUAAUAAUCGGCAAUGAAGUCCUUGUCCCAUUAGCAUCCUCACCAAAAGGUGCAACAUCGAGCUUAGAUCGUCUCCCCGGUUUUCAAUACUGAGACCCUUAGCCUAAAAUCAGACACAAGGUCCGAACUGAAAGACGGGUUUCAGCUGAAACAAAGCAGGAGCCAGAGCCGAGAAUCCAAGCUUCCAGAGAAGCAGAGCUCGUACCACCGGUUUAGAAGCAACUUUCCCGGUGCUGGGAUGUAGAGCCGCCGCCACGAACCGUCGCUAGGUUAGACCUCCGGUUGACCACUCCAUCAGUGUAACCCAAAGGGCGUGUGAUCCCCGAGAACCGGAAGACCAUCCUUUGUUCACUUGCCGCCAUAUCUCUCCUCUACAUGGCUCACCGCCGCUUGGAGGUAUAGAUCCAUGGUGGAGGAGUCGUCUUCUGAAGCCACGCGCCGUCGCUGAGGCGGAUUCGCCGGAGAUCUGAAAAAGGGAAAAUUAGAUCCCGCUCCUUCGAAACCCUAAAAUCCGACCUUCGUCUUCACUGCCAUCUCGUUUGCUUCGCCGCCGCUCCAAAGUGCGCCAGAACUCACCACCUUCGGUCUCAAUGAAACCUUUGGGUGAGUUCCCUGAACCCAGAGACAACGAGCAUGUCAGCAAAGGUCUGCCAGUGAGGAGGAAAGCAAAAGAAAAAAAGGAAGGGGAGAACGGAAAUGCCUCCGGCGUCGGUAUAACCGAGCCGGAGCUAGGGUUUUCACCGGUAGCUUAGAGAGAGGUUAGAGCUUUUGUUUAAGAGAGA
Molecule: messenger RNA, 3027 nt
Organism: Brassica napus (rape)
Lineage: Eukaryota; Viridiplantae; Streptophyta; Magnoliopsida; Brassicales; Brassicaceae
Exons: 1
Coding region: 860-1804 (314 amino acids)
Source: RefSeq, a predicted model, not a curated record